AUGGUUGUCUCACAAAUUGCCGCCGCAGUUCCCUACGCGUGGCCCUUCGACGCGUCCUUUUCGCAGGAAACGACAGCAUUGGUCAUUAUAGACAUGCAGAAUGACUUCUGCACCGAUGGUGGUUACAUCACCCACCAGGGUCAUGAUAUAUCCGGAGCGCGAGCAAUCAUUCCCGCAAUCCAGGCUGUGCUCCACGCGUUCCGAAAGGACGGAUGGCAAGUGUACCACACCCGAGAAGGACAUCGCGCGGACCUAUCCACGCUCCCCCCUCGAGAGGCUUUCCGGUCUCGCAACAACCCUUCAGGCCAAGGCAUAGGCGCGCCCAGCCCCCUCGGAGGACGACUUCUCAUUCGGGGAGGCAAGGGACACGACAUCAUCCCUGAACUCUAUCCAAUUGAGGGCGAGCCGAUAGUGGACAAGCCCGGCAAAGGAGCGUUUGCACACACGGAUUUCGAGCUCUUGCUGCGCAACAGAGGGAUCAGGAACCUCCUGAUUGCGGGCGUCACGACCGACGUGUGCGUGAGCACAACGGUGCGCGAGGCCAGCGACAGAGGAUUCGACUGCGCCGUGCUCAAAGAUGCAUGCGCCAGCGUGGAUGCGGCGCUGCACGAGGCGACGCUGAGCAGCAUUGCCGGCGAAGGAGGGAUCUUCGGGACUGUGUUGACGGUUGGAAACGUGCUCGAGGCAAUGGCCCAGGCUGGCGCUCGCUAA
Lasiodiplodia theobromae is the source of this 711-nucleotide messenger RNA. Its product is annotated as Isochorismatase family protein. The coding region runs from base 1 to 711 and encodes 236 amino acids. The record is from RefSeq and is a predicted model, not a curated record. The transcript is spliced from 2 exons. NCBI's taxonomy places the organism in Eukaryota, Fungi, Ascomycota, Dothideomycetes, Botryosphaeriales, Botryosphaeriaceae.